Messenger RNA from Aricia agestis (brown argus), 1131 nucleotides. RefSeq lists its product as uncharacterized. The record is from RefSeq and is a predicted model, not a curated record. The transcript has a single exon. Lineage: Eukaryota; Metazoa; Arthropoda; Insecta; Lepidoptera; Lycaenidae. Bases 57 to 1100 code for a protein of 347 amino acids.
UACAAAACGAUUACAAGGCCUACCCGAGCGUCGGAAAACCGCGUGUGCUAGAGAAGAUGUUUUCGUCGCGUAGCUUCGCCGUAUGCGCGCUGCUGACCGUCGCCGCCGCCGCGGGCCCCGCCGUCAACCCGAAGCUCGCUCUCGCAGACAAGAAGAUCCCAGCGCGCCGCCUUUACAAAGAGCCUGACCUCGCCACCGUCGACAGGGCGAACUAUUACAGCAGAUUGCUCGAGCAGUGCUGGACCGAGGUGACCGACGACAACUACCGCGUCAUCAUCAACGUCGAUGGCAACCGCAAGGACGAGCUGACGGUGUCUCUGCAGGACUCCAACGUGAUAGUGGUGAAGACGGCCACCGAGACGUUCCGCGACGUGCUUCGGGGCAAGGAGGUCCUCAACAAGAUCACGUUCACCGAAACUCGCCAAGUGCCACCCAAGGUCAUCGCCGCCGCCGCCACGGCCACGCUGACGAGCGACGGCUUCCUCGUCGUGGACUUGCCUCUCGAUGCCAAGGCGGCAGACCAGACACCCUACGAUAGGAACGUGCCCGUGGUGGAGAGCGGGAAGCCGCUGGGGAGCAAGAGACCCGCUCCCCCGCCCACGAAGCUGACGCCCGACGAGGCGUACUGGCUCGUGUGGUACAUGGUCUCCUCGCUGCUGAAGAGUCUGGCGUUAUACGCCAACAUCGAAACUAAAAUCGAGGCCACCGAUGACAGCUUCCGUUUCAUUACAAAACUUCGAAACGCCACGGACGUGACGAAGGACGACGUGGAGGUGUUCACGAACGCCGGCUACGUGUUCAUGAGCAGCUUGACCGGCCAAGUGGCCGACAGUUACAGGCUGCCGAGGAACUGCGACGUCGACGCGAUCACGGCGGCGCUGACCAGCGACGACUACCUGGUCGUGGAAGUCCCCAUCGUCGAGGGGGCCGCGAAACCGGCGUGGGGUGUAAAGGAGGUCCCUGUCGAGGAGCUCGGAUUGACGCUGGAGGAGAUGGCUGACAGACUGGAGACCGAAAACGACGAUGGCGACAAGGAGGUGGUUAAGGACGACGACGCUGACAAGUCACAAGAAGAUAAGCUAGUGAAAGUUGCAUUUUAGUGUAAAAUAAAGUAGCUACGCUUUUGCCACA